UUCGUGAUUAUCUACAUUUACUUCUUUGUAUUUCCUCUCAGAGGUAGUACCUGUACUAUGUCUGAUGUACAUGUAGUAUAAAGAACCUUUAAAUAAUUAUUAUAACUUAUUGGUUGUAUUUAAUCGUUUCUGUUCUUUAUUUUUUUUUAAUCCCCCCAAAAAAUCUUAGUUUACUUUUCGACUUCUCUUUACUUUACGAAGUGCACCUGAAGGCACCACGCGCUACUUCCGUUCUCCUCGUUUGUUUUGGUAGUCGAUUCUCUGACGCCUCACAGUGGCCGCGGACGCAGCAGCUGGCCCACGUGUUCAUGUAUCUGUUCUCUGAUUGGCUGAGCGCCGAUCAGCUGCUCGUGUGGGUGUCCGUGACCGCUCUGAGCUCGAGCUGUUGGGAGCCGCGGCGGGGACUCAGGCUCCGUGUCCCGGUCCUCCCGGUCAGUCCUCCGGUUAACGGUUCUCCCGUUGUUCCCGUGCCAGUGAUGCGGAAGCGGAAUAACUCUGAGGACAGCGGCACUCUGCUGGAAGGCAACCCGGACCUGAAGCAGCGUCCCGGGGGGGCAGCGGAACCCGCAGCGGCCAAGUCGCAGGGCCCGGGAGGGGAGCGCAGCAUGGGGAAACCCUUCAGCAGGUUGGGUGCGGGGGGGAAGAUGAAGAGGAUGAUCUUGUGGCUGCUGGUCGUCUACGUCUCGAUUCCCUUCAUCGUCAAACUGUGUCCUUCAAUCCAGGCCAAACUCGUCUUCCUCAACUUCGUGAGGAUGCCGUUCUUCCUCGACCUGAAGAGACCUCUGGACCAAGGACUGAACCACACACACAACUUCUACCUGGAGCCAGAGGCAGGCCAGAAGAUCGGAGUCUGGCACACAGUUCCUGCUCAGAUGUGGAAAGAAGCUCAGGGGAAACGAGGCGACUGGUACGACUCCACCUUUAGCUCCACCCACACUGUCAUCCUCUAUCUCCAUGGAAACGCAGGAACCAGAGGAGGAGACCACAGAGUCCAGCUCUACAAGGUAAGUCACACUCACCUGUCACUCACCCGCCUCCCACCUGUCACUCACCUGCUCUCUGUCUUCAUUCAGGUCCUCAGUUCAUUAGGUUUCCAUGUCGUCACCUUUGACUACAGAGGGUGGGGGGAUUCCGAUGGCUCCCCAUCAGAGGGAGGGAUGACAGCAGACGCCCUCUUUGUCUACGAUUGGCUGAAACGGCGCCUGGACGUCAAGACGCCGGUUUAUAUCUGGGGACACUCUCUGGGGACGGGAGUUGCCACUAACCUGGUCAGGGGGCUCAGUGACAGAGGAAGUCCUCCUCAUGCUGUGAUCCUCGAGUCUCCUUUCACCAACAUCAGAGAGGAGGCCAAGAGCCACCCCUUCUCCAAGGUGUACAGAUACCUGCCGGGCUUUGAUUGGUUCUUCCUGGACGCCAUCACAGCCAACGACAUCCGCUUCGCCAGCGAUGAGAAUGUGAUGCACAUCUCGUGUCCCGUGCUGAUCCUACACGCCGAGGACGACCCUGUGGUCCCCUUCCACCUCGGAACAAAGCUCUACGAGGCCGCGUCCCGGUCCCAGAAGCUCCGAGGACACAAGGUCCAGAUGGUCCCCUUCCCCUCGGCGCUGGGCUACAAGCACAAGUUCAUCUACAGGAGCCCGGAGCUGCCGAACAUCCUCAGAGAUUUUUUUGGCCCCGCCUCCCGACAGGUGCACUAGUCCUGAAAACAUGACACACGUUUUACAAUUGGACUGAAAUAUGGACUCAUCCUCAUUCCUCAACUUCUUCACUUUCAUUCAGGAUUUAGUUUAGUUUAUUUUGAACUGAAAAUCUCUGGACUCUCUUCCGCAUCUGGUUGGUUCUUGUUACUAUUUCCUGUUAUGACUUGAAUUAUGAAUUAAAUAUUUCUAGUUUUAAGUAACUUU
Messenger RNA from Pungitius pungitius (ninespine stickleback), 1904 nucleotides. RefSeq names its product abhydrolase domain containing 12, lysophospholipase (gene abhd12). Lineage: Eukaryota; Metazoa; Chordata; Actinopteri; Perciformes; Gasterosteidae. Bases 309 to 1697 code for a protein of 462 amino acids. Gene Ontology annotation, cellular component: endoplasmic reticulum membrane. Gene Ontology annotation, molecular function: phosphatidylcholine lysophospholipase A1 activity; monoacylglycerol lipase activity. Gene Ontology annotation, biological process: phosphatidylserine catabolic process; monoacylglycerol catabolic process. The transcript has 12 exons. The record is from RefSeq and is a predicted model, not a curated record.